Meloidogyne enterolobii is the source of this 2106-nucleotide messenger RNA. NCBI's taxonomy places the organism in Eukaryota, Metazoa, Nematoda, Chromadorea, Rhabditida, Meloidogynidae. The record is from the annotation of a GenBank genome assembly.
AUGAACUGGUUCAAUUUAGGAAUUAAAAUCAUAAAAAAAUGUCCAGAACAUUUGCUUUCUCCAACAAAUGUCUCCUUUAAAAUUAAUUUUCAGGUUCCCCAUACAUUCCAAGUUCACAGCUAUAAACGUCCCACAGUCUGCCAACAUUGUAAAAAACUUUUAAAAGGGUUAAUACGUCAAGGACUUCAAUGCAGGGACUGCAAAUACAAUUGCCACAAAAAGUGUGCCCAACACGCAGCUAAAGAUUGUGCUGGAGGGUUAUCAGCAACAUCCCCCUUUAAUUGUCAAUUGAGUGAUCGAGGAAUGCAAGCGGGGAGUGAAGAAAUACUAAAUGACGAAGAUUUAACUGCAACAACAACUUCAACAAAUUCUCGUUUGCAAAAGCCUUGGGCUCAAUCAACUCCGAGUGCUCCCCUUUCCAGUACAGAGAAGGAAAAUACUAGCAGCAGCAGCAAAACAGGAAAAAUCAGACAACAACAAAAAGAAGAACAACAAAAGACAAUAAAUACAAUGACUGAUUUAGAUGAAGAUGAGGAUUUAAAUAUUGCUAAAGAAAGUGCAAAUAUUCCAUUAAUGCGUGUCGUAAUGUCCAAAAAACAAACAAAAAGGCCAACAACAAAUAGGGCACUUAAAGAAGGAUGGAUGGUGCAUUAUACGGAAAGGCAUUCUAUGAGGAAAAAGCAUUUUUGGCGAUUAGACCCUAAAGCUAUUACUAUGUUUAAAGAUGAGACAGCAAGUAGUUAUUAUAAGGAAAUCCCAUUGAGUGAGGUCCUAGAAGUUAAAAUAGCACCAGGCAUAGAAGAAGAUCAUACAGAGUUGAGCCGCAGUCCAACACACUUUUUUGAGAUUAGAACCCAUACUUCAACUUAUUUUAUUGGUAGUCCUCAACAAUUAGAAGAUUCUUCAUCAUCAUCCCAACUUUCGUCAACAUCAGAAAAAGUUUUCUCCCCAGAAAAACAAUUAAAAACAGCAAUUGCCAACGCUUCCCAAUGGGCCCAAGCAAUAAAACAAGCAUUAAUGCCCGUAACCCCCCAACAAUCAAACAACCAACCUUCUCUAAAUUUUAACAAAGAAAGAGAAAUAUCAAAAAAUGGACAAAAAGAUUUACAAAAAAAUUCUAAACAAAUAAAUCAAACAAAUAAUGAAAUUGGGCAUUUGGGUGUUCAAAUACAAAGUGAACAAGAAUUCUCUCAACUUUAUCAAAUAUUUGCUGAUGAAGUUUUGGGGUCUGGACAGUUUGGUACUGUUUAUGGAGGUAUUCAACGCAAAACAGGAAAACAUGUAGCCGUUAAAUUAAUCGACAAACUUAAAUUUCCAAGCAAUAAAGAAGCUGCACUUAGAACAGAAGUUGAAAUAUUACAAAAAGUUAGGCAUCCAAGUGUUGUAGAAUUUCAGCAAAUGCUUGAAACGCCUGAUAGAAUUUUUGUUGUUAUGGAGAAAUUAAAGGGUGAUAUGCUUGAAAUGAUACUUUCUUCUGAGAAAGGAAGGCUUUCAGAACGUAUUACUCAAUUUUUAGUUCAUCAGAUUUUAAUUGCCCUUCAAUAUUUACAUAGCCAAAAUAUUGUCCAUUGUGAUUUAAAACCAGAAAAUAUUUUAUUAACUUCCGAUUCUGAUUUUCCACAAGUUAAACUCUGUGAUUUUGGUUUUGCAAGAAUAAUUGGAGAACGUUCUUUUCGACGUUCUGUUGUUGGUACUCCAGCCUAUUUGGCACCUGAAGUUCUUCGAAAUAAAGGAUUUAAUAGAUCUUUGGAUAUGUGGUCUGUUGGUGUUAUUGUUUAUGUAAGCCUUUCUGGUACUUUUCCAUUUAAUGAAGAUGAAGAUAUUAAUGAUCAAAUUCAAAAUGCUGAAUUUAUGUAUCCCCCCAAUCCUUGGAAGGAAGUUAGUGCUGAAGCAAUAGAGUUUAUCAGUUCUUUAUUGCAAGUUAAAAUGAGUAAAAGACUUACUGUUUCUAAAUCGUUGGCACAUAUUUGGUUACAAAGUUAUCAGCUUUGGUCUGAUUUGCGAUUGCUAGAAAAAGAAGUUGGCGAACGCUUUGUAACACAUCCUAGCGAUGAUCAACGAUGGAAGGACCAUGAAAAUGAACGGGGAAUUACUCCAGUCUAUUGA